AUGGUGCGGCUCACGCGCCGAACGGGCACGACGCCGUCGCAGUCUGCGCGUCACGAAUCGCCUCCCAUCCAACCCGAUGGCGAGACGGACCAACUGGCCGACGAGAUGAACCCCACACAACAGCAGCUGCCACCGUCGACGUUUGCAGCCAAGAGCGAGGCGGACCACAUCAAGAUCAUGCUCGCUACGGACAACCACGUCGGCUACAUGGAGCGCGACCCCGUGCGUGGGCAGGACUCGAUCCGCACAUUCGAGGAGAUCCUCCAGCUCGCGGUGCAGCACGAUGUGGACCUCAUCCUGCUCGGAGGCGAUCUGUUUCACGAGAACAAGCCGAGUCGAUCGACGCUCCACCAGACAAUGGCCCUGCUGCGACAGUAUACGCUCGGAGACAAGCCGAUUGCCGUGGAGCUGCUCAGCGACCCCAACGACGGCGCCAUGCCCGGCAACCACUUUCCUGCCGUCAACUAUGAAGAUCCCAACCUCAACGUCAGCAUUCCCGUCUUCUCCAUCCACGGCAACCACGACGAUCCGCAGGGUGUGGGCGAAGCCGGCGCGCUGUCGGCGCUCGAUCUGCUCUCCGUCUCGGGUCUGAUCAACUACUUUGGCCGAGUCGAGCUGCCCUCGGACGAUGCCACCGCCGGCGCCUCCUCAGCCAAGACGGCUCGUGGAGGUGCGUUUCAGGAAAAGGGAAUCCGCAUCAAACCGGUGCUGCUGCAAAAGGGCGACACGAGGCUCGCGCUGUACGGCAUGGGCAACAUCAAGGACGAGCGCAUGCACUUUGAGCUGCGCGCCAAUCGCGUGCGCAUGUAUCGGCCGCAGGAGGAUCCGGACUCGUGGUUCAACAUCCUGUGCGUGCACCAGAACCGAGUGGCGCACAACCCCAAGGCCUGCGUGCCCGAAACCAUGUUUGACGACUCGAUCCACCUGGUGGUGUGGGGCCACGAGCACGAGCAGAUGAUCCAGCCGCAGCCGGUCACCGAGAAGCGCUACCACAUCACCCAGCCGGGCAGCAGCGUCGCCACCAGCCUCAGCCAGGGAGAGACCGUCGAAAAGUGCGUCGCCAUUAUCCAUGUCGAAAAGACCGACUUUCUCAUCGAGCCCAUCCCGCUCCAGACGGUGCGUCCGUUUGUGAUGGACGACAUGGUGCUGUCGGAAGAACUCGAAGAGGCCGGACUGUCUUCGGAACGCAGCGACAUCAUCAAGCUGCUGCGCAAGCGCGUCGGUGGUCUCAUCGACCGUGCCAAGCGCGAGUUCAAGGAGCGCCACCCGCAGCGCGAGAUGCCGCUGCCCCUGGUACGCCUGCGCGUCGAGUACACCAACCAGGAGAUCAGCAACCCUCAGCGCUUUGGCCAGGAGUUUGCCGGCAAGGUGGCGAAUCCCAAGGAAGUGCUGCAAUUCACCAAGCGCAAGAGCCUCCGCAGCGGACGUCGGGGUGGCGACGGCGAUGCGGCCAACGGCAAGAGCGCGUACGUGGAUGUGGAAGAGGAGGGCCUGCUGGCGGUGGAGCGGCUGGAAAAGGUGGACGUGGGCAAGCUGGUGCAGGAGUAUCUGCAAGCGCAGAACCUCGACAUUCUCAAUCCCGAGGGUCUGGAAGGAGCGGUGCUCAACUUUGUCGAGAAGGACGACCGCGAGGCGAUCGACAGCUUUGUGACCAAGAUGCUGCGCAAUACCGUCAAGGGGCUAGUGACGAUCGAUCCGGAAGAGUCGCGCAUCGAUGGCGAGCUCGAGCGGCUGCGUCAACACCACCAGCAACAGCGUCAGCAGAUGGAGGAAAUGGACGUCGAAGACGACGCUCCCCGUACGAGGGGGGCCACACGCGGACACGAGUCGGACGAUUCCAUGAUGGACGAGCUCGUCGAGCCGCCUGCCACUCGCACUCCUGCACGCGCCCGAGGCAGAGCUGCUCAACGCCGGGCAGAACAAGAGGACGAAGACGACUUUGACGAAGAUCUCGACGACGAUCGACCUGCCGGUGGUGCUCGAAGAACCGCCGGCUCCAGCAGGGGUGCCAAGCCAUCUGCGCCCGCACGAGGGGCUCGUGCGACCACCUCUCGAACGACCUCUCGAACGCGCACGUCUGCUCCUGCGCCAACAUUCCUCGGCCAAGAAUCAGCAUAUGCAGACGAGCACGACGAUUCGGACGUGGGGGUGGACGAAUCGCGCUCCACACCGGCACCACCCGCUCGCGGCCAUGCGAGCGUGCUCGAGAUGCUCAACCAGCGAUCCACCACCAGCUCGACGAGGACCAAAAAGCCAGCGCCCGCUGCCAAAGCGAGCCGGGCCAAGAAGCCAGCGGCGAGGCAGAUGCAGGAGAGCAUUCAGAUCAGCGACGACGACGACGACGACGACGACGAUGAUUUUGUUCAGCGCCGUAAUGCAGCGCCGGACGAUGAUGAUGACGACGACUUUGUCGAGCCGGCAUCGACUUCGAAGCGGACCGCAGCGAGGCCGACACGUCGAAGUGGCCGGUGA
Messenger RNA from Moesziomyces antarcticus, 2472 nucleotides. Its product is annotated as DNA repair exonuclease. The transcript has a single exon. Bases 1 to 2472 code for a protein of 823 amino acids. Gene Ontology annotation, cellular component: nucleus; Mre11 complex. Gene Ontology annotation, biological process: double-strand break repair via homologous recombination; telomere maintenance; mitotic intra-S DNA damage checkpoint signaling. Gene Ontology annotation, molecular function: DNA endonuclease activity; 3'-5'-DNA exonuclease activity; manganese ion binding. The record is from RefSeq and is a predicted model, not a curated record. Lineage: Eukaryota; Fungi; Basidiomycota; Ustilaginomycetes; Ustilaginales; Ustilaginaceae.